Messenger RNA from Striga hermonthica, 594 nucleotides. Lineage: Eukaryota; Viridiplantae; Streptophyta; Magnoliopsida; Lamiales; Orobanchaceae. The record is from the annotation of a GenBank genome assembly.
AUGAAAUUGGCUUCAAGUAUUCACACCAACUCGAUCCAAAUUCACUGCAGCUUCCACUUGAAUCUGCUCAAGCCCUCAUCAAUUGCGUCUCUCAAGAGCGCCCCAGCAAGAUUUAGUCUUCGCAACUCCUUACGAGGAGCCCCAAAUGCGCAUAGUUUUCCGAUAAUCGCAUGUGCCAGAAGGGCUGAGCGUGGGGCGUGGGAAGCUUCAACUUCACGGAACGAUGACAAGGGCGAGCUUAUUUUUACUGGAAAAUCAAAUGAAUCAUCGAGAUUUCAGUCGCCUGAGGGCACUGAUGGCGAUUUGCGCUCCUGUGAUGAUGCCUCUGAUGAAGUUCUUGGAGAGAUUGCCUCAACGAGUGGAGAUUAUGCUAAUUGCCUCAGAACCGUAGGCUUAUGUGUGUUCUCAGCUGUGGCAUUUGGUGUGGGUUUGGGUUUGAAAGAUGGGAUUGGCAAGGCAUCCGAGUUUUUUGCCGGGUACCUAUUGGAGCAGAGUUUAUCCGUGGACAAUCUGUUUGUAUUUGUCUUAAUAUUCAAGUACUUCAAAGUGCCACUCAGUUAUCAGGUCCACCAUAACUUCAUGUGGGUUAUGUAA